Durio zibethinus is the source of this 3193-nucleotide messenger RNA. RefSeq names its product protein kinase STUNTED-like. Gene Ontology annotation, biological process: protein phosphorylation. The record is from RefSeq and is a predicted model, not a curated record. Gene Ontology annotation, molecular function: protein serine/threonine kinase activity; ATP binding. NCBI's taxonomy places the organism in Eukaryota, Viridiplantae, Streptophyta, Magnoliopsida, Malvales, Malvaceae.
CCAACUUUAAAAGCAAACAAACUGACUGUUAAGCGUAAAAAAACAUAACACUACCCUCGCUUCUCUCUUCCUUGAGAACCUAACACGUCCAUAUAUAAGCCUUAACAUGACCUUCAACCUUGGUCAAGGCUAGGAAGAAGAGCUGGCUUGGAACGGAGAGUCUGUCUGAUCAGACAGCAACAGACAGAAAUGAAAAUGGUGCAAAAUGGUUUUGUUGGAGAAGAAGAAGAAAGGGUGAGUUCUGGUGGUGGAACGGUGGUUGUUGGAGUGAAGCUUGAUUCACCAAGUAGAGAGCUUUUGACAUGGGCUUUGGUUAAGGUGGCUCAGCCUGGUGACUCUGUGAUUGCUCUUCAUGUUCUUGGUAACAAUGAAAUUGUGGAUCGAGAUGGGAAGUCUUCGCUUUUAUCGCUUGUCAAAGCGUUUGACUCUGUUCUUGCUGUUUAUGACGGAUUCUGUAAUUUGAAACAGGUGGAUCUCAAACUUAAGAUAUGCAGAGGUUCUUCAAUUCGCAAAAUUUUAGUGAUGGAAGCAAAAUCUUAUUCUGCAACUAAGCUUAUAGUUGGAACCGCUGCCAAACUCCAUAAAAUCCGGUCGUCGACUUCGAUAGCUAAGUACUGUGCUAAGAAACUAACAAAAAACUGUUCAGUUCUUGCUGUUAAUAAUGGGAAAGUUGUGUUCCAGAGGGAAGGUUCUCCAGCUAGCAAUUUUAGUUCAAAAGGAAGUGAAGUUCAGAAAAGAAAUAGUUUGCUUAAUGCAAUUCAGCGAACUAUGACAUUGAACAGGAAUUCUAGAGUAUUAACUGAAGGAAAUGCCAAUGCUGAGACCAAUCUGAAUUCUGGUGAAACUAAGGACAAAAAUUUGGAGCAGGCGUUAUUAAAAACCAGUUCGGGCAGCUUGGAGUGUGCUCCAAAGCAAAAUUGCUCAAUUUGUGGAUCCAGUAAUAAGCUGUUGCUACAUAAUUCUUGUCAUCAAUCUGCAAAAGAGUCUUCUUAUGAUGAUGUUAAUGAUGGAGGAUACAAAUCCUUGGCUAUAGUGCCAGUGCAAAAGGCUGAGGCUGCAUCUAGUUCCAUUUCUAUGUUGAUCAAACAGUUGCCUGGAAUCAGACCUGGCUGGCCUUUACUUCGCCGUGCAGUUUUAUCAGAUGGACAGCAACAAGUUACUCCUGACCGAUCUUCAUUGAGGCAGAUAUCUGUGGUUCAGUGGGUGAUGCGAUUGCCCUCUAGGCGUACUUUGUGCAUAGCCAAUUCAGAUCAGAAACAAGAUAAGUCUUCUAAUUUUGAUGGAGAAAGCGGUGCAAUUGUUCCAGUUGGUACGGAGAAUGUCAUUGCUCCACCUUCUCCUGAUCACAACUCAAUAAACCUGUCAAAAGAAUUGGAAGGUCUUCAUGAGAAAUACUCUGCAACUUGCAGAUUAUUUAAGUACCAUGAACUUCUCUCAGCAACAUCAAAUUUCUUGGCUGAAAAUUUGAUUGGAAAAGGUGGCAGUAGUCAGGUUUAUAGAGGUUGCCUUCAAGACGGCAAAGAACUUGCUGUGAAAAUCCUAAAGCCUUCUGAAGAUGUAUUGAAGGAGUUUGUUUUGGAAAUUGAGAUUAUUACUACAUUACAUCAUAAGAACAUUAUUUCCCUCUUGGGUUUCUGCUAUGAGGAUAACAAUCUUCUCCUGGUUUAUGAUUUCUUAUCAAGAGGAAGCCUUGAAGAAAACCUUCAUGGAAAUAAAAAGGACCCUGAUGCAUUUGGUUGGAGUGAAAGAUACAAGGUGGCACUUGGGGUAGCAGAGGUCUUAGAUUAUCUCCAUACUAACAGUGAGCACCCUGUAAUCCAUAGGGAUGUUAAAUCUUCAAACAUACUACUGUCUGAUGAUUUUGAGCCGCAGCUCUCAGAUUUUGGACUCGCUAAAUGGGCACCAACCUCUUCUUCACAUAUAACCUGCACAGAUGUUGCAGGAACCUUUGGCUAUUUGGCUCCUGAGUACUUCAUGUAUGGCAAAGUAAACAACAAGAUUGAUGUUUAUGCAUUUGGGGUAGUGCUGCUUGAGCUGCUGUCCGGAAGAAAGCCUAUAAGCAAUGACUAUCCAAAGGGCCAGGAGAGCUUGGUCAUGUGGGCAAAGCCAAAUUUAAAUGGUGGGAAGGUUUCCCAAUUAUUAGACCCAAGCUUGGCUGAUGGCUAUGAUCGUGAUCAGAUGGAGAGGAUGGUUCUCGCUGCCACGCUUUGUAUUAGACGUGAUCCACGUGCUAGACCUCAAAUGAGUGUGGUUGUGAAGCUCCUUCAAGGUGAUGCUGAUGUGACCAACUGGGCAAGACUACAAGUCAAUGCCUUGGAAGGAUCUGAUACAUUGGAUGAUGAAGCUUGUCCUCGGUCAAACCUUCAAUCUCAUCUUAGUCUUGCAUUGCUUGAUAUGGAGGACGAUUCACUCUCCAUGAGCAGCAUUGAGCAAUCUGUAUCAUUAGAGGACUACCUCAAUGGUAGAUGGAGCCGUUCAUCAAGCUUCGACUAACCUCAAUAUACUGGCAAGCUAAGCUGCAAAUAAGCAUUCUUCCAUGUAUGGAAUUUCCCCCCUUGUAUAUUCUUUUGGUUUUCUUUAUUUUUUUUUACUCUUUCCUUUGAAUGGGGCUGCUUACAUUAGGUGUUGGAUGAGAGGUUUGUUUCCCUGGUGUGCCCUCCUCCUUCCCUAUCUAUUCAAUCGAUAUUCUGCAUUUGUGGGGCUGCUUUCUCAAUCAUCCCCUCUUUUUUUUUUUGUUUGCUUGUUGUUCUUAAAGGUGUUGGUUUUGCUCCUUGAUCACAAUUAGAUUAGGAGUGGAAUAUAUUGUACUGGUGGAAGCUAAUUGUGUUGUAAUCGCGGAGUAUUUUCUCAUAAAAGUUGAGUAUAAAAGUAAGCAUUGCUCUGAAUUUGCCCCAAGCUUGGCUAAUAAGAGCAAUUUUGCUUGGAAUUCUACUUCAUUUACAUCUGCUGUAACUUUAAUGGUUCAAAAAUGCUCAUACAAUGAUCCACGAAAGUCAUUUUCAUCUUUCCAACUUGUUUCUGUUGCCAUUCAAUUGGCUUUCAAUACACUGUUUCAAGAUUCUUUUGACCCAAUCAGCAAUGCCCAUCUUUCGGCUCCUCACUUUCUGCUCAAAUCUUUAUUUCUAUCACACAUUUCAUCACUUUUUAGACAACAUGAAAAGUCAUGAAAUUGUACUACAACAAUAGGACUACA